AUGUUAAAUCAAAUCAAGAAUGGGACCCACCUGCCCUUUCUCUCUCUCUGCAAAAAACCCACUUCCCCACCAUUGGCCACCAUUUGGCAACCAACAACCAUAACCUCCUUUCCUGUUCAGAUAACCAACCACCACCACCUUUUAUGUUGCAAGGAAGGCUGGAAAACCGCCAUCCACCACCUUCAUCGGCGAGAAAACCACCCAAAACCACCGCCAAUGUUGAUUCCGACCACCACCGAGUUCCCCCUCCUCCCCCACUUGUGUCUCCAUCCAAUUAAAACAGAAGAGAAGCGACAGAAGGCUGUCAGAGCAGUUCCCUGUCGCACGCCACCGCAAAUCGCUGCCAUUCGUUGCUGUUGCCGCCGACAACCACUGUUGUCCGCUGCUGCUGCCGUUGCUGGUAAGCCAUCCAUCCCCUCAUUCCGUGUAGAUUGGUUGUUUCCCCUUGAUCCGUUUCAUCAGUCGAAUCGAGGUAAGGAAGAAACAGAGAGAAUAGUCGAGAAUGGUGGUGCAGACCCCGACGAAUCCCAUCAUUUUCCCGCCGGCGCCACCGCGGUUGACUCGUCGUCAAACUUUCCGAUGGAUACCGACGGACGUCAUCAGCAGCUAAUCAACCUUUCCAAGCUACAAUCGCGAAUGGACCACGUUCAACGCUUCCUCUCCGAUUCACUCAACACCAAUACCAUCAUCGGAGAAUCGCAGAUGGAGAUUGUCUCCAAGGAGAUCACUUCCACCAUCAACCAAGUAAUCGUCAAUGGAGCCGCCCUCCUUUCCUGCACCGGACUCCCAAAAUCAAAAUCAGAAACCCCCAAUCUUUCCGUACGGACGACAAGUUUGACUUUUGAUUCGAAACACUCACCGGAAUCCGAUUUGAUUCUGAAUCAUUUGAAGCACGAUGUUGAUUUAGGGGUUCCGAAAACCGAGGUUUUCGGUGAAGAAAUUAGAGACGACGAUUGGGAUAUUGUGGAGCUUGAUGCUGUGGAGCUCCUAGCAGAACACUUACAUUUCUGUGAAUUAUGCGGUAAGGGUUUCAAACGAGAUGCGAAUCUUCGAAUGCACAUGAGAGCUCAUGGCAACAAGUUCAAAACCCUAGAGGCGCUUUCGAAGCCUGAGAAAUCAGGACUGUCUUCUUCUUCUGAGUUGACUCGUGGUGGUAGAACGCGGUUUUCGUGCCCAUUUGCUGGUUGUACCCGAAACAAGCUGCACAAAAAGUUCAGACCUUUGAAAUCUGUGAUCUGUGUGAAGAAUCACUUCAAGAGAAGUCAUUGCCCCAAGAUGUAUUCCUGCAAUCGAUGCCAUAAGAAGAACUUUUCUGUGCUUGCUGAUCUGAAAAGCCAUUUGAAGCAUUGUGGGGAGACAAAAUGGAAGUGCUCAUGUGGGACAAGUUUUUCAAGAAAGGAUAAGUUGUUUGGGCACAUGGCUCUCUUUGAGGGACACAUGCCUGCCAUGCCGGAAGAGUUGGUGGUGGAGGAGGAUGAGAAAGCAAAAGGGGUGGCACCGGCACCGGCACCAGCACCAGCACCAGCACUGGCGGCAGUGGUGGUGGAAGAUGCAGAAGGUGGUGGUGGAUGUAAGGUUGUGAAGGGGAUGGAUUGGAUCGAUAACACCAUGGAUGAUGGUUUUUUCGAUGGAUUGGGUUCACUUGAUGAUGACUUUUGCAUGCAGGAGCUUCUUGUUUCUUCUAAUGGAUGUUUCGAUUGGAAUUUGUAG
Messenger RNA from Lactuca saligna, 1710 nucleotides. Lineage: Eukaryota; Viridiplantae; Streptophyta; Magnoliopsida; Asterales; Asteraceae. The record is from the annotation of a GenBank genome assembly.